Messenger RNA from Haliaeetus leucocephalus (bald eagle), 1233 nucleotides. Its product is annotated as histone acetyltransferase p300-like. Gene Ontology annotation, cellular component: histone acetyltransferase complex; transcription regulator complex. The transcript has 4 exons. Gene Ontology annotation, biological process: positive regulation of transcription by RNA polymerase II. Gene Ontology annotation, molecular function: chromatin DNA binding; histone acetyltransferase activity; transcription coactivator activity. The record is from RefSeq and is a predicted model, not a curated record. The coding region runs from base 74 to 547 and encodes 157 amino acids. NCBI's taxonomy places the organism in Eukaryota, Metazoa, Chordata, Aves, Accipitriformes, Accipitridae.
CCCGCCACCGCCCCUGAAGGAGUUUGCUCGGUUUUGUGGGUGAGGGUUGUGGAGCCGGUGCUUCCCAGGGGAGAUGCAGCAGCGUAAGGUCGGCCUGAGCCCCGAGGUACUCGGGCUGGGGUCAGGAGGCUCCGUCCUGUCAGGGGGCAGGCAGAAGCAAUGGCAUGGAGAAGUCACUCAGGAUCUCCGAAACCACCUUGUUCAGAAAUUAGUCCAAGCCAUAUUUCCUACUCCUGACCCUGCAGCACUGAAGGAUCGGCGUAUGGAGAAUCUGGUGGCAUAUGCUCGGAAAGUGGAAGGGGAUAUGUAUGAAUCGGCAAACAGCAGGGCAGAGUACUAUCACUUGCUAGCGGAGAAGAUCUAUAAGAUUCAGAAGGAGCUGGAGGAGAAACGAAGAACCAGGCUGCAGAAGCAAAACAUGAUCCCAAAUGCUCCGGGCAUGCCGCAGGCUCCCAUGAAUCAAGGGCCCAAUAUGGGACAGCCCCAGCCAGGGAUGUCUGCAACGCUGUGGGAUUGUUUUCAGAACCUGAACCUGGAGGACCCCUGAUGCUACAGAAAUUUGCUGAUGGAGUUGCACGCAGCAGGCUUUGCAAGCUCGCUGCCACUGUCCCUCUAUAAUUAGGCUGUGGCCCCAGUCGCUGCCCAGGGUUCUAAGCAUGGUUCACACCGAUAGUGACACUCCUUUGCGUUUAGAUCAACAGGCUGUAGCCUCGUGUUAGUGCCUUUGGAUUGUCUGGAAGAGCAAUCCAUGCAUAUCUGUAACAUAGGUAAGCCUCUGGAGCGAAGCUUCUCCAUGCUGCCUUACUUUCGCCUGCAACUAAGGCCGUACUGUCUGCACAUGAGAGGAACUGUGCGUGUGCCUCACGCAUUACUUGUUUAGCUCCUCGCUACAAGGUCUGUACAGAGUAGGAACAUUCAAUACAGGUAGGGGUUUUUUUUCUUUUUUCUUUGUCAACACAAUGAAGGUGAUAACAAAAUAAAAGGGGUAGAAUGGGAAAUAGAACUAACUGCAGGCAAUGUACCUUUUGAGUAAGAGAGACUCAAUGCCAGAGACAUACAGUGAGACACUUGCUUCUUGGCUGUUCUUGACAGCGAGCUGGGGUGAGGAAUGUUGCUACCAGUACCACUAAGACCACACUACUUUUCCAUGGAGGAAAAAAAAGCCAAAAGGGAGAGGAGCAUUCGUACUACGACAAAGCUAUGCUAUAAAUGCAUAAAAAUUUUAAAACCAAU